AUGGACUCCCGAAUGCGACCAGGCAUUUCAAAACUUGAAGAACUACAUGAGCUAGGCACCGCUAUUAUCGAAACCGCUCCCGGCAAGGCACUCCAGAGUGCGGAGCUUCGGUACCCACCCUUAGAGCAGCUAGCACUGGCCCUGGUCGUCUCGGCGCGAAGGCUUCGCCCAUACUUCCAGGCGCACGAGAUCACUGUUCUGACAAACCAGCCUCUUCGGCAGGUACUCCAAAAGCAAGAAACGUCGGGCCGAUUGGUCAAAUGGGCAAUCGAGUUGGGAGAAUUUGACAUACAGUUCAGGCCGAGGCCUGCGGAAAAAGGUCAGGCCGUUGCCGACUUCAUCUCCGAGCUCACACCUCCUGCGCUAUCGGAACCGUCAUCACCGAACGCUAUCCUUACUGCACCGGAGAAAAUUGAUACCGAACGUUUCGACACUUCCGUUCCUCUCUGGAUCUGCAUGUGGACGGCUCGGCAAACCAGCAAGGCUGUGGUGCCGGCUUGGUGUUAA
Messenger RNA from Prunus armeniaca (apricot), 507 nucleotides. The record is from the annotation of a GenBank genome assembly. Lineage: Eukaryota; Viridiplantae; Streptophyta; Magnoliopsida; Rosales; Rosaceae.